This is a messenger RNA of Parasteatoda tepidariorum (common house spider), 697 nucleotides long. RefSeq names its product lamin. The record is from RefSeq and is a predicted model, not a curated record. Gene Ontology annotation, cellular component: nuclear envelope; nuclear lamina. NCBI's taxonomy places the organism in Eukaryota, Metazoa, Arthropoda, Arachnida, Araneae, Theridiidae. Gene Ontology annotation, biological process: protein localization to nuclear envelope; nuclear envelope organization; nuclear pore localization. Gene Ontology annotation, molecular function: structural constituent of cytoskeleton.
GUUUGGCAACUAACGGCUAAAUUUAACCGCCGCGAAAUUGCCAUUUUAGCUUCGUGUGGGGUGCGGUUUACCGGCUUAUAAUUAUCUAUAUUUUAGUAAUAAUAAAGUUAUUAUCAUGUCUUCAAAAACAAGAAAAUCGACUGCGUCCACUCCUGUGCAGUCAGCUGGAGCCAGUACUUCCCAAUCUAAGAAAAAUACUCCUCUUAGCCCGGCCCGUGUUUCUCGUAUGGAAGAAAAAUUGCAGCUGCAAAAUUUGAACGAUCGUUUGGCUACUUACAUUGAUAAGGUACGAUUUUUAGAAAAUGAAAAUUCACGGCUUGGUGGUCAAGUCACUACGAUUCAAGAGAAAUACGAGAGGGAAAUAAAGACUACUAAAGAACAGUAUUUUUCGGAAAUCGGUGGGUUACGUACUGCACUUGAUGCAACCAGUAAGGAAAAAGCUCAAGCACUCAUUGAAUUGAAUAAUAUUCGAGCUAAUAUUGGUGAAUUACAGAAAAAGUUAACUAAGAAGGAAAGAGAUUUUGCAUCUGCUGAAAAGACUAUUAAUAGUUUGGAUCAUCAAAAUCAAGAUCUUCAAAAUAAAGUCAACCAUCUUCAGUCCGAUCAUAAAAAAUUGGAAGAGAACUUUAAGGUAAAUCAAUGCAUAAUCAAUAUCUUAAUUUUCUUAAAAAGUCUAAUUUAGUCUUAGCGAAUAAUG